AGGAGGAGGAGGAGGAGGACGAGGGUGGUCACUUUUCCGAGACGGGCUCUUCCAAAGGAAGGCAAGGUGAAUCUGUUCCAGCACACGAUGUCAUCGAUCUCGGCGCAGGGCGUGGUCGAGCGUGCCUCCGCCGAACUCUCGAAGCGGAUCAACGGACUGGGGCUGCGGUCCAAGCACCACCACAGCUCCACCGCCGCCGCGGGCAGUGGUGGCGACUCCUCCGCCCCCGGUUCGGGUGCCACGCCCCCGCCGGCAGCUUCCAGCGGCAAGACAUCGGUGAUGGAGCGCGUGACGAACGCUUUAUGUGGCGGCGGCAACUCUAACUCGAACUCGAACUCGGGUUCCGGAUCGAACAGCUCCAAUAGCAACUCCUCUGCACCAGCGGCCGCUGCUCCUUCGCCCGCCAGCAACGCCAAUCCUCCCCAGACGCCGGACAAGCCUUCCCGCGGCAGUAGCCCCGGUCCCGGGGGCAUCGCCAUGCCCGGCGGACAGUCGCAGGUCCAGAACUCCACACACCACCUCCUGCAGCAACAGCAACAACAGCAGCAACAACAGCAACAACAGCAGCAGCAACAGCAGCAACACCUGCAACUGCAGCAGUCGCAGCAGCAACACCUGCAGCUGCAGGCAUCCACGCUUAUCAACUCGAACCACCAUGUGAUGGUGGGUCCUGCCCCGCCCAGUGGCAUGCCGCUGGGCGCCCCGCCCACGCCCACAGUGAAGUCCAUUGCCAAGCAGAUGAACAUAACCAUACCGGGUGGCGGAGUCAACCCGGGAUCGCCCACGUUUAGCACCAUGGGCAUGGUGGCCGCCCAGAAGGUGGCAGCGAGCAGCGGGGGCACUCCGCUGCAGCUGAGGAAGCAGCUGCCCAAUCCGCACCUGCACCAUCCGUACGGCGGCAUGGGAGGCGGGAUCACCGCCUCGCCGCUGAUCAUGCAACACCAGCUCCACCCGCCGCCCAUCCACAGCAUCGAGCAGCUGAUGCUGGACGACCGCUUUCUGAGUAGAUUCUUCCAGUACUUCUCGCCGUACGAGCGGCGGGUGCUCGCCCAGGUGUGCAUCAAGUGGCGGGACACACUGUACCGCAGUCCGCGCUACUGGAGCGGCCUGCUGCCCACGCUGCAGUGCCGCGAACUGCGCCAAAUGCCCGGCUGCGAUCGCGGCAAGCUCUACAACUCGCUCAUCCGACGGGGAUUCCAUGCCCUCGGCUUGGUGGGCGCCUCGGAUGAGGACGCCCUCGACGUGGUCCACUCCUUCCCGCUCGCCUCCAAGCACGUCCACUCGCUCAGCCUGCGCUGCUCCUCGAUCAGCGACCGGGGGCUGGAGACCCUGCUCGACCAUCUCCAGAGCUUGUUUGAACUGGAGCUGGCUGGCUGCAACGAGGUGACCGAGGCGGGACUGUGGGCGUGUCUGACGCCCCGAAUCGUGUCGCUCUCCUUGGCGGACUGCAUCAAUAUCGCCGACGAGGCGGUGGGCGCGGUGGCCCAAUUGUUGCCCUCCCUCUACGAGUUCUCGCUGCAGGCUUACCACGUCACGGAUGCGGCACUCGGCUACUUCUCGCCCAAACAGAGCCACAGCCUCAGCAUCCUGCGACUGCAGUCCUGCUGGGAACUGACCAACCACGGCAUCGUUAAUAUCGUGCACUCCCUGCCGCAUCUCACGGUGCUCAGCCUCUCCGGGUGCAGCAAACUGACGGACGACGGCGUGGAGCUGAUUGCCGAGAACCUGCAGAAGCUGCGAGCCCUGGACCUCUCCUGGUGUCCCCGCAUCACGGACGCCUCGCUCGAGUAUAUCGCCUGUGAUCUGAACCAGCUGGAGGAGCUCACGCUGGAUAGGUGUGUGCACAUAACGGACAUUGGCGUGGGCUACAUCUCCACGAUGCUGUCGCUGACCGCCCUCUUCCUGCGCUGGUGCUCCCAGGUGCGCGACUUCGGGCUGCAGCACCUCUGCUCGAUGCGCAACCUGCAGGUGCUCUCACUGGCCGGGUGCCCGCUGCUCACCUCCUCGGGGCUGUCCAGCCUGAUCCAGCUGAGGCACCUGCAGGAGCUGGAGCUGACCAACUGCCCGGGGGCGUCGCACGAACUGUUUGACUACCUGAAGGAACACCUGCCCCGCUGCCUGAUCAUCGAAUAAUCGAUGGACCGGAUGGACCGACCGGACCGACGAUCCCGAUGGAGCUCUCGGAGCAGUGAUUUUCGUUUUGGAUUCGAGUAUUCGAGUAUGCUAAUUUUGGUUAACUUAACCUCCAGUCGGCAAGUUCCUCGCGUGCUAUGUGACUUUAACUUUCCUUCAACACUGUACUCUAUCCCUUAUAGUUUUAGACUUUUUUUGAUUUCUGCUGUGAUUUGAUACGGAACUUAGUUAAGUUGAUCUGUUUAAGACGAUGAUGUACCACAAAAGACCCGAAGAUGAUAUUUAUUUACAUGCAAUACCAAUAUGUCUAAUAUACAAAUACAUAAUUAUAUAUAUUUAUAUUUAUAAAUAUACAUUAUUUAUAUUAUUGUAGUUUUUAACGAACGUUUUAUUUACUACUCUCGCUGUAACUAAACAUGCAGUCUACGUGUAAAUUACUGAGAAAAGGAAACAAACAAACAAACAACACAAAGAUUUAAAACAAAACAUUGCGCCCAAAAGACGAACAAACAACAAAUAGAAAUACAAAACACAAAAUACAAAGUGAAUCAAAAUAUGCAAUUAAAUUAAAUUAGUUCAAAGAAGCAAAACAAACAAAAGAAGAAAAUUCAAAAAUAUUUACGAGUGUUGCGGAAACGUGCAAAUGUUGCCGACAGCUUUUGAUUGAAUUUGCAAUUGAAAUUUACAAAUCCUAGACUUUUGCAGCCCCUGACCAGAGAAACCUUACUUCGAUUGUACCAUAUGACUAAUCUGUAAUUAACUUACGGCAACUGAAAGUAUUUUAAGCAAGGAUUCGGUGACAGAAAAUGCACGCUAGCAAUGAAGUCAAUAUUUAACACAAUGUUUAGUAAAUUGUUGUCAAGGUGCGAAUCAUGAAACAAUCGACUUCUGGCCGUCAAAGAUACUCUAUAUAUCUAGCUUACGUUAAAGCUGCUCUCCUCAUUAAGCAAAACCCUCACAUUCAAACCUAAUGUAAAUGCUUUGUUUUUAAUUCCAAUGUGAGAGAGUUUCAUCAUGAACAUUAAGCAAAUGAAGAUUGGAAACUGCAGUCUUAAACCAACAACAAACACAAUUCAACAAGUACAUGAUAAAAUAAAUAAAUGGUAAAAUGAA
This is a messenger RNA of Drosophila ficusphila, 3246 nucleotides long. RefSeq names its product F-box/LRR-repeat protein 16. Gene Ontology annotation, molecular function: protein binding. Gene Ontology annotation, biological process: SCF-dependent proteasomal ubiquitin-dependent protein catabolic process. The coding region runs from base 88 to 2133 and encodes 681 amino acids. The transcript is spliced from 5 exons. Gene Ontology annotation, cellular component: SCF ubiquitin ligase complex. The record is from RefSeq and is a predicted model, not a curated record. NCBI's taxonomy places the organism in Eukaryota, Metazoa, Arthropoda, Insecta, Diptera, Drosophilidae.